AUGGAAAACAUCAAGACAACGACCGAGCAACUUCGUACCGAAGCCAACAUUCAACGCAAAAAGGUCUCGGAGGUCGCCAAGGACCUCGUGGAGUUCUGCGAAAAGAACAAAGCUACCGACAUGCUCGUCUCUGGUCCACUGGAUGCCCAUAACCCGUUCCAGGAGAAGAAGAGCUGCUCCGUUCUUUAA
Messenger RNA from Caenorhabditis briggsae, 189 nucleotides. RefSeq names its product Protein CBR-GPC-1 (gene Cbr-gpc-1). Bases 1 to 189 code for a protein of 62 amino acids. Lineage: Eukaryota; Metazoa; Nematoda; Chromadorea; Rhabditida; Rhabditidae. Gene Ontology annotation, biological process: G protein-coupled receptor signaling pathway. Gene Ontology annotation, cellular component: heterotrimeric G-protein complex. The record is from RefSeq and is a predicted model, not a curated record. The transcript is spliced from 2 exons. Gene Ontology annotation, molecular function: G-protein beta-subunit binding.